AUGGAGCUAAACUUAGAAGAAACAGCAGAUCACAGUGGAAAUACUGAAGAAAAAUCGCAAAAAAAUAAAACAGAAAAGGAAGAAGAUCAUGAAGGCGCUCAGCCAGAUAGAGAGCAGACUAUCUUGGAAGAAGGUGUAGGACUUACACAAGAGAGCGCGAACACUGAAGGUGCCGAAAAUGUUUUUUCUUUUUCAUUGGAUAAAAAAAGUCAGGAGAAGCCUCCUGUAGAAGAACCCGCAGUUUUAUCCCAGAACGGCAAUAUGUUUGAAAGAGUGAACGCAAUCGUGUCUAAAUAUGAUAUUGGGUGGCAUGAGAUGUACGAGCUUCCAGAAAUGCCCAACCUGAGAAAAGCCACUUUUAUGUCCAGAAUUGUGCUGGAAUUAGAAGAAAACCCAGACCUCUCUGAUGUGGAUGUUAUACAGAAAGCACUCAGUGCCACCGAAAGCAUCAUCAACACACUCGUGCGAGUUGGGAAGGAAAACGCUGAGAUCAUAGAUGUAAAUGCAUACUACAAAAUUCUAGAUGAAUAUUUUUUGAAUAAUCUAUUAUCUAAUAUGAACAAAGUAGAUGAAUACGUGAUGCAUGACUUAUGCAAGGCAAUAAACGCACACUCGGCUUCCUCAGAGCUCUAUAAAAUAUACGGUCCUCUUAACGGCAUUAAUUAUUCAGAUAUGGAAUGGGGAGACACAACAGGAGCUAAAAAAGCAUUAGUAAGCAAUGACGAGUCUGGUAUGCCCAGAAUAAUCCGAGUGAUGGAAAUACUGAAAAUGCACGGAGGGAGCCUGUCUAGGUAUAACAAAAACACCAAGACAUAUGAGACCAACUUUGAUGCUCUAAACCUGUCAUACGACGACAUGCUGUCACUCUAUAUCUUCGCAAAAGAGGCAGCAUAUGGCAUGAUUCUUAUUGGCAUAAGAAGUAGCAACACAACUUUUUCUUUCCAAAAUGGCUCAGCAGAAGAACAAAUUGCGUUUAUAGAUAAGCUCUUCCGCUUUCUAACCAAAGGAGAAUGGAAAAGGAAAAACGAUGACUGGGCUAAUGAUAUAUCUGCUAUGUUCCAAAUUAAAUACGAAAAUAUGUAUUUUAGAGAUAGCUUAGAAUGCGUGAAAUAUGGAGUAUACCCUUUGGAAAACUUAUAUUGUGGCAAAGAACACCUAAAAGUGUUUAAAUACCAGUAUAAACAGUGGCAUGAUGCAGUGCGUGAUCUCUUUAAAAUAAAGUACGAGAAUAAUAGCCAAAAUCACAUAGAUAAAAUAUUGAGAGAAACAGAAGAGGAAAUAAACAUAAUAUUUCCUGCAGUAACAGCAAGACCAGCAGAGCCAGCAACAGCAACAGGAACAACAGCAGGGCCGAAUGCAGAAGGAACAACAGCAACAACAGCAAAUACAUUCGCCAGACAGCUGAAAAGAAAGUCAGUACUGAAUAUUCAGCUAGCAUGUGUGGUGGUGUUUGUAGUUCUUGUUAUUUUGGUUAAACUGAGUGAGUAUAUCUUACUGAAAAAACUAGAAGUAUAG
Messenger RNA from Nematocida minor, 1515 nucleotides. RefSeq lists its product as uncharacterized. The record is from RefSeq and is a predicted model, not a curated record. The coding region runs from base 1 to 1515 and encodes 504 amino acids. The transcript has a single exon. Lineage: Eukaryota; Fungi; Microsporidia.